AUGAAUGAAAAAGAAAAAAAAGCGAAACGCCUGAAACGGCAAUCAUCUUGCACAACAACUUCCAUAUCAUUCGUAAACAUCACCGUUGAUAAAGGUGAUAAUGAUACUGAUAAUGAUGAUGAUGUUGUUGAUGAUGCUAUUGCUAAUGAUGCUGCUGCUACUGUUGCUGCUGCUGAUGAUGAUGAUGAUGGUGGUCGUGUUGAUGAUGAUGAUAAUGAUGAUGAUGAUGAUAUUGAGGAUGAUGAUAAUGGUGGUGAUGAUAGUGAUGAUGUUGAUGACUGUUCUGAUAAUAAUGAUGUUGUUACUGUUGAUAGUGACGAUGAUAAUGUUGACGUGCUAUUUAGACUGAAAUAA
Acanthocheilonema viteae is the source of this 354-nucleotide messenger RNA. The record is from the annotation of a GenBank genome assembly. NCBI's taxonomy places the organism in Eukaryota, Metazoa, Nematoda, Chromadorea, Rhabditida, Onchocercidae.